AUGUCCAAGAUCUACUUUGACGUGAGCGCCAAUGGCUCUCGCCUUGGCCGCAUCACCUUCCGUCUCUACAACGACACGGUUCCCAAGACGGCGGAGAACUUCCGCGCUCUCGCCACGGGCGAGAAGGGCUUCGGCUACGCUGGCUCGUCCUUCCACCGCGUCAUCCCGCAGUUCAUGCUUCAGGGCGGCGACUUUACCAACCACAACGGCACCGGGGGCAAAUCCAUCUACGGCGAAAAAUUCCCCGAUGAAAACUUUGUGCUCAAGCACACCAAGGCCGGCCUGCUGUCCAUGGCUAAUGCCGGUGCCAACACCAACGGAUCGCAGUUCUUCAUCACCACCGUUGCGACCCCUUGGCUCGAUAACAAGCACGUCGUUUUCGGCGAGGUGAUCGAAGGGAUGGACAUUGUCAAGAAGAUUGAGAGCCUGGGCAGCCAGAGCGGCAAGACUCAGCAGAAGAUUGUCAUUGACAGCAGCGGCGAGUUGUAA
Ustilaginoidea virens is the source of this 489-nucleotide messenger RNA. RefSeq lists its product as uncharacterized. NCBI's taxonomy places the organism in Eukaryota, Fungi, Ascomycota, Sordariomycetes, Hypocreales, Clavicipitaceae. The transcript is spliced from 4 exons. Gene Ontology annotation, molecular function: peptidyl-prolyl cis-trans isomerase activity. Gene Ontology annotation, biological process: protein peptidyl-prolyl isomerization; protein folding. Bases 1 to 489 code for a protein of 162 amino acids. The record is from RefSeq and is a predicted model, not a curated record.